AUGUCACCUCAGGAGCUGAUAGAGAAGAAGAGGAUUAAGAUCUUAUUCAGAUCUCAAAUACACUUCAUAAUUCAGAACAUUGAGAAGACAGCCCUGCUCUCUGAGCAUGUCAAUCUGCUUACUGCUGAGAUGAAACCCGAGACAGCAGAUCAGAAAAUGCAGGAUUUUGAGGCACAGAUUGACCUGGCUGAGAAGAAGCAGUAA
Molecule: messenger RNA, 204 nt
Organism: Blastomyces dermatitidis ER-3
Lineage: Eukaryota; Fungi; Ascomycota; Eurotiomycetes; Onygenales; Ajellomycetaceae
Exons: 2
Coding region: 1-204 (67 amino acids)
Source: RefSeq, a predicted model, not a curated record